Messenger RNA from Ilex paraguariensis (yerba mate), 732 nucleotides. The record is from the annotation of a GenBank genome assembly. Lineage: Eukaryota; Viridiplantae; Streptophyta; Magnoliopsida; Aquifoliales; Aquifoliaceae.
GUUGGCCAUCUUGGAGAAGCUUAUGAGGAAUGGGUUCACCAGCCUAUUAUCAGCAAGGAAACCCCCCGGUUUUUUGCAAAUAAUUUUCUGGAGUUCCUGACCAGGACUGUAUGGUGGGCAAUACCACUAAUUUGGAUUCCAGUUGUAUGGUGGUUUGUUUCAAAGUCUGUCCAGAUGGGCGUUCCUUCUCCUCAGCUAGCAGUAACAUUGGUUUCUGGCAUCUUCAUUUGGACAUUGCUCGAGUACUUCUUGCACCGCUUUCUUUUCCACAUCAAAACCAAAAACUAUUGGGGGAACACCAUUCACUACCUUAUUCAUGGCUGCCAUCACAAGCACCCCAUGGAUGGACUUCGACUUGUUUUUCCACCUGCUGGAACUGCAAUCAUAUUGGUGCCAUUGUGGCAUCUAGUUAAGCUUCUUCUACCUCCAUCGGCUGCCCCUGCUUUUCUUGGAGGUGGCUUGUUUGGAUACAUAAUCUACGAUUGCACUCAUUAUUACCUGCACCACGGAAAGCCAUCAAAAGGAAUGUCGUAUGAUCUCAAGAGAUUCCACAUGAACCAUCACUUCAGAAUUCAGGACAAGGGAUUCGGAAUCACUUCUCCCUUGUGGGACAAGAGAUUCCACAUGAACCAUCACUUCAGAAUUCAGGACAAGGGAUUCGGAAUCACUUCUCCCUUGUGGGACAAGGUGUUCAGAACACUUCCUUCUGAAUCUUCCAAGAAAAGUAGGUGA